GGAACAAUGAUUACGAGUGAAACGAUUUUGAAUGGCGACUUAAUGAAUUUUUUUUGUGUUUGAGUAUACAAUUUAAUGAUGAUGAAAAAAAAACAUAACUAUUAAUAUAUUGAUCAAAUGUAGAAAUGGAAAAAAAGGAGAAGAGAUCACACACACUUUUGAGAUAUGAGAUGAAGGGAUAAUAAGUGUCAUUUGUAAUGCGAGAGAUAUUUUUUCUUCCUAAACUUCCCUUUUUUUUAUUAGUUUUCCUUUCCCUGCAAUUUAUUUCCUUGUUCACUUAAAAGGACUCUCAAAAAUCAUAUUGGCUAAGAAGCUUAACAGCAGAUUUAUUAUUUUUCCCCUCUAGAGAGAGUGUCCUUGUUUUCUUUGAUUGUAAAGGAAAAGAAAAAGCUAUUAUAUUGACUAUUUUGAUAAAUUUUAAUAUUUAAUAGUAGAUCUAUGCAUUAUUGUCAUUUAGAGAUCAAACUUUCCUUCCUUCCGAUGAUUGAGAUUUCCUUGGGCUGGGAGAGUUUGUCAUGAAAAAUUCAUAGGUUUAUUUGCUGAAGAAUAGAUGCUCUAUUUUUUAUUUGACACUCUGAAAACACUUCAUUUCGACAGGAGGUUAUAAAUGAGAUGAAUUUGAUAAUAAAAGCAGAUUUCUGUAUGAUUUUUGUAUAAUCAACAACACACAGAGAAUGAAAUUAUUUUCCCCUUUUUCGGAACGCGCGAAGUCGAAAAUCAACUCCGAAUGGUUUGGGUCUCUGCUGGUGACGUCAAGCGAAAAGCAAGAUCGAACAAGAUUCUCAGACGGCGGCCAUUGUGGAGAUGAUUCCUAGUUUUACGCGUGCGGAAAUGUGUGUCGCGAGACAGGAAUCGUUGGAGUGUGAGGUGAAGCUGACGCCACGGGACGAUGAGGGCUUCUCCGAGGGUGUCCUGACGCCCAAGUUCUACGUAACACUGGCCGAAGAGAGUCCGCAGGAGAGCGUGAAGUCUGACGACGACGCAUCCUACGAUAGCUUCAAUGAACGUGAAACGGAUUUGUGCAAGGACACCACCGACACGGAAUCUCCCGAUGAUAAUGAGUUGCUUCCGGUGCUGCAGUUCGAAGUGGCCACGGAUAGCAGUUCCGAGAACAAACUCUAUUCCGAUGACUCCUCCACUGGAACUGAUAUAAUACUUACCGCCAUGAACUUGAUGCAUAGGAAGAUAAGCUUGUCCCGGAGUGAGUCUUCCCUCUCCAAGGGCACUGAGGCGUCCUAUGAGAACCCCAAAGAUCGUAAGACUAAUCGGAUCUUUUUCCGGGAGUGUGUCAAGUGCAAAAGCAAGCAGAAGAAUCCGCUGUAUCGCUACUGUGAGAAUUGCUAUCGCACUCGGAAGGAAUACUUUCCAGCGCGCCCCAAACGUCGCAAAAAGCGCACGAAGUCAGUUGACAUCCCGGAUGAUGUGCGUAAGAAGGUGAGAUAUGAGAGUAAGCCUGAGGAGUCUGAUGGCCAAACGAUACUGCCGGAGAGUCAAGAGACAACGAUCUGCAAGGAUCCGAUGCGUGUCAAGAACAGUAAUCCGCUUGAUGAGCCGUGCAUAAUCUGCCUGAAGGAGCCGAAGAACGGUGUCUUCGUGCACAGCAGCUGUCUUCAUCUGUGCUGCUGCUACAAGUGCGCCAAGAAGACGUGGAACAUGAACAAGAAAUGCCCAAUUUGCAAUUCUAAGGUCAGGAACGUCCUCAGGCUGUUCAUUCACUAGCGUCAGCAUCAGUUAAUUGAACUAAGACAACAUUGAAACAUAUAAUGAUUGAAAUAAAUUGCCAUAAUCUUCAUCCUA
Molecule: messenger RNA, 1797 nt
Organism: Phlebotomus argentipes
Lineage: Eukaryota; Metazoa; Arthropoda; Insecta; Diptera; Psychodidae
Product: E3 ubiquitin-protein ligase Mdm2-like
Exons: 1
Coding region: 805-1719 (304 amino acids)
Source: RefSeq, a predicted model, not a curated record